GUUAUCUACAUGCGCAGAAGAUAGUAUAUGCAUACAUACGUAUAAUACAGGUUAAAAGAUUUUGUUGCACGGAAGAUUAUUAUUACUGACCAUAUAAUAUUAUUGCCAACAAAAUCAAAAUUGUAUAUUAACUGUGAAUCGUGGUACUUUGAUCAAACAGUAUAAAAUGCCAGGAACACCGAUAAAGGAAGAAACCGAUACAUGGCAAAAACUGCAAAUAACGGAACGUCCUCCGGUAGCAAAUUUGCCCGUUGUGCGGGAAAUAACGCAGACUGAUAGAUUAAAUAAGAAAUUAUUAGUAUCCCUUUUAGAAAGAAUGAAUAAAUCGAGUGAUGAAUUCGAUAAAUUUAUGGAUAAGGGAAAUACUAGUUGUGAUUCUCAAGAUGAUAGUGAAUUUUAAGUAAAAUGUAAAUAUGUGCGUUGCAAAACAUAACCUAUCACAAACCGGUUGGAGUUGUACAAUUACUAAGGAAUGAAUAUUGUUUGACAGAAAAAGAAAUAAAAGAUUUCUUGUAUUUCUGA
Frieseomelitta varia is the source of this 522-nucleotide messenger RNA. RefSeq lists its product as uncharacterized. Bases 167 to 400 code for a protein of 77 amino acids. NCBI's taxonomy places the organism in Eukaryota, Metazoa, Arthropoda, Insecta, Hymenoptera, Apidae. The record is from RefSeq and is a predicted model, not a curated record. The transcript has a single exon.